Messenger RNA from Zootermopsis nevadensis, 8669 nucleotides. The record is from RefSeq and is a predicted model, not a curated record. Lineage: Eukaryota; Metazoa; Arthropoda; Insecta; Blattodea; Termopsidae.
AAUCAUCAGGGCGAUCGCUAGACCCCAGACUACUACGGCGCAAAAAUCCAGAGGAAAGUCAUCUUAGUGUAAAUGGUGUCUAUGUUUUACAUGGCACUUUAUGUUUCCAGCUAAUGUGUAAUAAUUAGUAUCAUCAACUAAAUUAAAUUGUCAUUUUAUAAAUGUAAAAAGAGUUAACCUAAAUAGUUUGUUAAACAUCAGAAAUGUUGGCCCUGUGUAAUAUUUAAGUGCCCUCACAUUGCUGGAGAGAAUUUCGAGCACUUCCUUGUUUAUUGAAAAAGCCAUAUCUCAAGAAGUUCUGUUCUGCCCCUCUAAGCCUUAACGUCUGUCGUGAACGAUGAUUUCAGCUAGUAGGGCCUAUAUCGCACACCCUUUCACAUUAACUGCCUAAAUAUUUCUAAUGUAAAUCCUUACAUUGUUUAAUUUCAGGUUAAAGCUUUGCAGUUAGCUUGUGAUGACUGUAUUGCGCAGUACUGCAAGUGAUUUAAUUACGCCCAGGAAGUACAUAAUUAAAGAAGGCAUCCGAGCAGUCGUAUCAUAUUUAUGUACAGAUGCUAAUCCUGUCAAACCUGAAAUAAUUAUAAUCAGUCUGACGGUGGAAAUGUCGUGGCGUUUUUAAAUGACUUCUUCAUUACGGCAAUUAUAAGCAAACAUUUGUUGUGUCUCGGUAUAUUCAUGUGAAUGUUCCAAAUGAGGGACUUCAGUCGUUAGAAGAGUAAAUGUAACUAAUUAACUUCAUAGAGCGGUCCUGGGUUCAAUCCUGACCGUUGUAACUAAUAGUAAUAGUAUUAUUAAUAAUAAAAGAGUUAGUACCAGGACAACCAAUCACAUGAAGACUGGAGUACAGUCAACUCCAGAACAGUCUUCCUUGAGAGCCUUUUAGUCGCUCAGGUAGUCAAAAAAUUCCCGGACAUUUAUUGAACCAGAUGGUUAUUACCCUGUUAACAAGAACCCGCCGUUUUAUUCCGGUAGAUUCGUUUAGUAUAAAGAAUUUCCACCUCGUCCGUCACCAGAAGAGGUUUUCAACCCCUGUUCCAGACUGUCUCAUUUUUAGAAUCGAUAUGUCUACCCUUCAGUACUUAUGGACUGUAAACAAGGUUUUGCAGCAGUUGUAUGAAAAUUUAGUACAUAUUUAAACGAAGCACAUUCGGUUGACAGCUUUACGAUCCGAUGUUCUUCUGUCUUUAUGAAACAGCACGACUUCAUCAACGUGAUGGUUUGCCGUAAUCUAAGCGAGUCCAAGUUUAGACGGCACGGCCUCUAGUUUAUGCCCACAAUUAGUACGCGAAAAAGCUCUUACGCGGCUCCGAUACAAGUACGUCAUGAUGAGAGUGACGAAUGAAAUGGGGAGUGGAAGAUGAAACUUAACGAGGAGAUACGCUCGCGUAUAUUUAACCCUUUAAAGCCGAGUGGUAACUGUAUGUGUCAUCCUCUUAUUCAGUCAGUAAUGCUGAAUUCUAUAUGUCUGCUUCUCAGUGUAAAAAGGGAUUAUUUCUUUAAACAGCUUCAAGAAAUUGAUUUUUGUAGUGGUGACGUGUGGUACUUUCUUUGCGGGCCGCGGGUCCAUUGUACGGCCGACAUCAAAGUUUCCUACGUGACUGAAAAUCUGACAUUUUCUUUAAUUUCUUCACUCAUGGAAACCUGAAUAGGGUUUAUAUUUUUGAGAGAAUUUAAGAAAUUGUGAAGUCAACUCUAGUUCUCUAGUACUCUAGAACUAUCUCUGUAGGAUCCAUCUUCCGUUCUCCUCGGUCUUCCAAGAGCCUGCUUUCUCAAUAUUUCCAAAAAAAUUCUGAGUGAACUUAUUGUCUCCUCAUUCGAUCGACAUGCCCAAUCCAUUAAUAACCUCUUUGAUUUCACAGUUCUAAUAUGACCUGCAGAUAAAGUCUUGUUGACGAAGUUCAUCGGUAUUUACGUGUGUAACUCCAAUUACUUGUUUACUUUAGGCUGCGGUCACAUUGGAUGCACAUUUGUGCGAUCUGAUCGAAAGAAUUCGUGCGGUUGUGAACAUUAAAACAAAUGUACGAAACAUAAUGAGAAUGAAGGCAUUGCUUGUGGCUACUUCUGACGAUCCCCUACGAAUUCGUACGACCAAGUGCUCGUAGGUCUAUUUUUAAGACCGAUUUUUCGUCAGAUUUGCUACGAUCGUCUAUUUGAAGUAAGGAUUCCUGUCGUUUACGUAAACGUGUGUUGCAAAGAUGGAGCCUUUGGGAUCUAAAGGACAAAUAUUAACACAACCGUGAUCUCAAACAAGACAUUUUUUAAAAAAAUAUUGCUGUUUAGGCAUAAAUUAUGAGCGGUUGCGAGCGUAUAAUAAUUUACCCCCAGAAUAUAACUGAAGUCCCGUGAUCAUUCGGAAUUAUUCGAAAAAUUGUGGUUAUUGCAAGAGAUCCGGAAGAAGUCGUUUGCAUUCACUCUUCGUCGCUCUCUCCAUGAAUUAUUCAUUAGCCCAGAGGGAGGAGCGAUAAUUUAAUAGCACUGUUUUCCAGAAGGAAGAAAUACCACUCAUCCAUGACUGUUAGUUCACUGUUAGCGUGAAACUAAUAGCAUGCAGAAGUAUUCAACGUGAACACCCUGGUCGUUCGGACAAUUCAUAGAAGCAACAACCGGAUGUUUCCUGCGGCUAGUAGUGGCAUGAAUUCGCGUCCAAUGGGAUCGCAGCCUUAUCCGUCUGUCUUCAUCCAAAUAAUCGCUUCUGCAUUUGGUUUUCAAAUGCCAUCCUUCUGUCAGUAAGUUGCCAGUUGUUUUGUACUGUUGUUAAACGUUUUCUUGUUUCGGAAUAAGAAAACAUUUUCACAACCGUGUAAAAUAACUGGUAACUUAUUUUAUAUUCGUUGAUAUUUACAUUAUAGCGAAUAAACAAGUUGUUUACAGUUUUAGAUUAGAGAAACAACAGCAGUGAGCUCGACACUUUAUAAGAUAAAGUGUACGGGAGAAAAGCCAUUUUUAUAACAUUCUUAAAAAAUAACUUUAUGAAUAAACGCGUUUUUGCUUUCUAAUUGAUGGCAAAGAGAGCUUUUAUUAUUACUGUGCUGAAAUGUAAGAAUACGGUGGUCUGUUUUCAAUACAUAAUCUCUUUCCGGGUGAGACACUUCGUUUAUUGAGUAUGCCUAAAUUUAACUGACGCCUUAUGAUGAUACGAUGUAUCAAUUUUAUUUUAAAAAAGGAAAUUAUGAAACCUAAUUCAAAUGUAGAAAUCAAGAUGUAGCUAUGCUAGUAUUUUUUCAUACUUGAAAUACAACGUUUCAGCGUUUUAUUUUUUUUUGCCAAAAAGUUUAUAAAUAUUUUAUCCCCCAAUUUAUGACCUCUUAGAACUGUCAGUGUUCUUUCUAGAAAGAACACUGCCUUUCACCAGAUACUAACUUGUGUAGGACUAAUCUUUAUUUUAAAAACUCCGAGUCCAUUACGAUAACCUCGGAACAAUUUAUAACUUAAUGUAUAUUAAUACAUGCGAACAAAAACACCGAACAGUUAUCUGCUUUGCGUCGUCGGGAAAUAGACAUGACACGCGCUCCGGCUGUCCAGUAGUAGACAAACUAAACAUAUCAGAUGAUUCGUGUAUCUUAGUGCAAUGCCAACGGUAAUAUUUUGUUUACCUAAACUUUUUAUCUCCGAUUCUGCGAAAUGUUUUCCAUCUGGUGCGAGAAGUACUUGUUACAUUUCAGCAAAAACACCACUCAGCGAGAUAAACUGCUUGUACAAGUUGGUGUUAGCAGAAUUACCACAUGCCAGAAACGCGGAAUUUGCCAGUGCCUUGAAAAGAAUUAAACAUAUAUUUCUGGAAACGCAGUGCUGACGGUUAUAUAUCAAGUUAAAUGAAACGCUGCGAACAGAUGAUGGAUUUUCUUGUGGGUGGUGUUACAGAGACUAAUCUACCUGGUAGUGACUGUUUUAUUAUAUACGUGUGUUAUAAUCAGACGACGGGAUGCUACAAUAAAAGAUUAUUCUCGAAUAUUUACAAUAAAUUAGCACUGCAGAUAUCGACACGAUUGGACGCUCUAAUCGAGAAAGAGAUGGAAUGCAUUUGUUGAUAAAUAUCCAGAUGUUAUAUUGUCAUGAAAGAGGAUAAUGAUAAGAAGGCUUGUUGAUACGUACGUACCUGUGUCAUGACCAUUUCGAGCUCAGUAAACGGUUGAUGGAAUGACCGCCAUGAUGUCUUCAAGAUGAUCAUGAAGAAACAGGUAUGAAGAAAGUGUCUGUGUUGAAUUUUCACGCUGUGCACUGAGAAUAGAUUUACUAGUUAGAAUUGUAGCCUAGUUACUGAAGUCAAGAGAGAACUGUGACAAGAAACUUUUCUUUUCUCUGUGGAAAAGUCGAAUGAUUAAAUUACGAGACGGGGGUCUUGUAAGUGACUUUCCUGUGUUUGUUCACUGGGGAAUACAAUCGUUAUUAUAUGUGAAGUGAAAGCAACGCAUAAGUUCGCUUUCCCAACCAAAUAUUUGUCUUCAGUAACACAUCAAAUGUGAUCUGACUUCCUCAUUUUUCAAGAGACAGUAUAAGCUGUUCAGUUGCAAUGAAGGAUGUAUUAACAUUUCUGUCCGGGAUGAGCCCCAGGUGGGGUAUUAAACUGUGCGUGUGUGUGUUUUUGUGGGUUAUGUUAAUUGUGACAUGCAGUGUGGCUGAAAUGACGACGGAAGGGGGCAAAGUAUGUCGCAGCAUGGACAUACGGAACAAAGUGCAAGCUCUGCAAAAGCUCAGCGGUUGUCGCGUUGUCGAAGGCUUCGUACGCGUUGUGUUGAUAGACAGGGCCAACGAGACGGACUACGACAGGUUCAGCUUCCCAGACCUUCAUGAGAUCACGGACUACUUGCUCGUCUACAGAGUGACCGGACUGACGAGUCUGGGGAAGCUUUUCCCCAACCUCACCGUCAUCCGAGGGAACUCCUUGUUCGUGGACUAUGCUCUUGUCGUGUACGAGAUGUUCCAGCUGAAGGAACUUGGUCUGAGGAGCCUAACUACGAUCCUUCGUGGAUCUGUCCGUGUCGAGAAGAACCGGGACCUCUGUUACGUUAAUACUGUGGACUGGUUAUCGAUUCUUCGCAAAGGAGAACUCUUCUCAGCCAACAACAAGGAGAGGUCGUUAUGCCCCUCCUGCCCAGGUAGUUGCGAGAACUCCGGCUGCUGGAGUGUAGGUGUUUGCCAGAACUUGAGGAACAACUACAGCAGUUGCCAUGAGCUUUGUCUUGGGGGCUGUACGGGGCCGGGGGCAGAUCAGUGCUCUGCUUGCAUUGGGGUUAUCGAUGACCACGCAGUCUGCGUUGACAGUUGUCCGCCUGACAGGUUCGCAUUCGUGGGCAGACGCUGUGUAACUGAGGAGGAGUGUCGUAAUUCCACCGUGCCGCCUCCGUAUCUCCAAAAAGUUCCUCGUGAUGGCCUCCCAAGCAAGGCGUGGAUCCCCUUCAACGGCACUUGCAGCCUAAUCUGUCCUCAGGGUUAUCAGACGUACAUCGACGAUAUUGGCAAGCAAGGCUGCGAAGCGUGCGUGGGACAUUGUCGUAAAGUUUGUGGCAGUGGGGAACAGAUUCAUAUUGUCAGCAUCUACGAUAUUCAGAGUCUCGACGGUUGUACGUACAUUAACGGUUCUUUGGAGAUUCACGUAAUGGGAAGCAAAGUACUUGAGGAGUUACAGAAUAACUUUGAUGCAAUCGAGGAAAUUAGCGGCUACUUGAAGAUCUACCACUCAUACCCACUAGUGACACUUAAUUUCUUUAAAAGGCUCAGAGUUAUUCAUGGAUUGAAACUUGAAAGUGAUCAGUUUGCGCUAGUCAUAGUGGGGAAUGACAACCUUCAAGAGUUAUGGAAUUGGAAUUCUCGUCCUCGAAAUUUUUCUGUAGAGAAGGGCACACUCUCUUUGCACUCGAACCCUAAAUUAUGCAUCUCAGAAAUAGAUAAACUCAGAGACAUUGCGGGUCUUCACAACAACACCGGAGAUGAAAUUUCAUACGUCUCCAAUGGCAACAAAGUAACUUGCAUCGUAAUUAAAAUGAACGCAUCUUCGUUAGUUAUCAAUUCCACGUCCGUGACGAUUUACUGGGAUCCCUUCGACGUACCUAAAGAGCGUGGCACAUUGCUGGGUUACACAAUACACUACGUGGAGACGUCCGACAACAACGUCGCUCUUGAAUCCGACAGUGACGCAUGCGGAGUUGAUAACUGGAGAGUAGCUUACGUUUUUCUUAACACCGUUCAAUCAACAGCUGAUGUCAUAAUGUCUCAUAACAUCACCCACCUCAAACCAUUCACUCAGUAUGCAUACUACGUAGAAACUUACGUGACACCAUCAGCUACAGAAGAAGGUAGAAGCUCUAUUCAGUACUUCAGGACUGAUCCUGACCGACCUUCCAUUCCUAGAUAUAUAAGAGCCUACUCUAAUUCAAGUUCAGAAAUAAUUCUACGUUGGCAGCCUCCUCUAUUUCCGAACGGAGAAAUAUCACAUUAUAUUAUUGUGUGCUGGCGUCAUCUUGAUGAUGCACAAUUGUUAGAUCAAAGAGAUUAUUGCCAGGUACCUCUAGAAUAUCACAAAGAAGUUGAAGAAGAUCGGUCAUUUCUCGAAGAAUUUGAACGAAAGGAGCAUUGCUGCAAGCCAUUAUCUCGUGAAACUUGUGUAUCCAACAACGACUCGAAGUUUAAUUUCAUCUACACUCAGGAAUCGGUCAAUGAAGAACAAGAUUCCUGUGACGAACAGACUUCGAUGUAUGGUAUUUUAUACAGUCCUCGACUGUAUGGAAAUGGGGGAGGGAUUUAUGAUUCUGUUGACCUUGCGGAUGGUCAUUUCAUACAAAGAUCAGAAGGGAGCGCCACGACAACAAUCCUGAAAGGUCUUCAUCAUUUCUCCAAAUAUACUGUAAAAGUUGUAGCAUGUAGGAAGGACCGUUAUGGAGGUACUGAUCUUUUGUGGAAUGAUGGACACUGUAGUCCAGCCAGCCUGAUUACAACUCGAACCCGUAAGUUGGAAACUGCAGAUAACAUAGAUUCGAGUUUCGUCAAAGUCGCCGUUGAAUCAGGGACUGUGAGAGUGUUUUGGUUGGAGCCAUCUGAUCCGAAUGGGGUCGUGGUAACUUAUCACGUAGAGUACAGAAGGACAGACAUUGUAAAUAUCAAACCAGUUGUCGUGUGUGUGACGAAGCAGCAGUUUGAGAAAGCAAAAAACUGGUUUGUUUUGAGCAACAUGGCUCCGGGAAAAUAUGCUCUGCGUAUUAAAGCCACAUCUCUAGCAGGUGAAAGUAAAUACACCAAUUUUGCGAAGUUUGUAGUGAAACGAGAGAUUGUGGUCCCGUCCCGCCGUUCCGAAAUGUUUGUUCUGAUGUCAAUUAUUAUCACUUCAUUGAUUCUCCUCUUCUGCCUUUCCUAUCUCCUGUGGAAAAGAUUGAAGGCAAAUAAUUUUACAAUUGUUACGUCCGCAAAUCCGGAAUACGUGAGUCUCGCAAGGUACGAGCCGGAUGAAUGGGAAAUUGUAAGAGAUAAAGUUGAGUUGGUGCGGGAACUUAAUAAGGGUUCCUUCGGUAUUGUUUAUGAGGGAAUUCUUUGGCCAGCAAACAUUCGUUGUGCUGUUAAAACCGUGGAUGAGAAAGCUACCGUUCGGGAGCGAAUUGAAUUCCUCACCGAGGCAUCAGCGAUGAAAUCUUUCGCUGGUGGGCACCACGUAGUACGGCUGCUAGGAGUUGUUUCUAGAGGUCAACCUCCUCUUGUCGUAAUGGAACUGAUGGCUCUUGGAGAUCUGAAGACAUUUCUAAGAGAAGUCAGGAACAUGACGCCUUCUCCAAUUAAUCUUUCUCAUGUAUUGUUAAUGGCCGCACAAAUUGCCGACGGAAUGGCAUACCUGGAAGCUAGCAAAUUUGUACACAGAGAUUUAGCAGCAAGGAACUGUAUGUUGACAGAGAAUGGUACAGUCAAAAUCGGGGAUUUUGGAAUGGCACGAGAUAUUUAUGAGACAGAUUAUUAUCGAAAAGGAAACAAGGGUUUAUUACCAGUCAGAUGGAUGGCCCCAGAAAGUCUAGCAGAUGGAAUAUUUACAAAUCAGUCUGAUGUAUGGAGUUAUGGAGUUGUAUUAUGGGAAAUAUCAACUUUAGCCGAACAGCCAUACCAAGGGCUUGCCAACGAACAAGUUCUGCAAUUUGUCUUAAGAGGCGAGCUGUUGGAUAAACCUGACUGUUGUCCAGAUAUUUUGUACAGUCUUAUGCUAGCAUGUUGGCAGAAGCGACCUGUAAAUAGACCCAGUUUCUUGAGGCUUGUUAGUAUAAUAGAUGCUGUCACUGAGGUGGGAGAUGAGUUCAGACAAACAUCAUUUUACCACAGCCAAACAGGUCAGGAGCUGAGAGAAGCUCAUGGUGAAACAAGAGCAAGGUCCUCUUCGUCUGAGGAAGAUUCAUUCGAAGAUAUGAUUUGUUUGCAGUCAUGUGGAGCAUGUGAAAGACUAGACUUUCCUUUAUUAAACAGUGAAUUUAAUUCUGAUGUUCCUGAAGGAAGUACAUCUUCAGGUCUGAAUUUUAACAUGGAAAUAUUAUCUCAUAAUAGUCAUUCCAGUACUGAUGAACCUCAUUAUUUAAAUAUGUCCACACAAAGUACGCGGCCUGCUGCAGAUGAUUACGUUGUAGGUGAUUUUGGCAGCUAAUAUAUUGUGAUUAUUCCUGGGUGCCUCUUGACAAUCAACAGUUCUGGAUUUUCCAUAAAAG